Symbiodinium sp. CCMP2456 is the source of this 835-nucleotide messenger RNA. The record is from the annotation of a GenBank genome assembly. Lineage: Eukaryota; Dinophyceae; Suessiales; Symbiodiniaceae.
GACAAAGCUCGGAAAAUUGGGCCGGCCGGCUACAGAGUUGAUGCAGGAAGCGCUGAAGAAGGCGCUGACGUCGGCCGGCCUGGUCAUGGAGGAGUUAGACGGUCUCAUUGCCGUCCCUUCACUGUCCGAUCCGCACUUCAUGGAAGCCCAUAACUUAGCGACGCAGGUGGGCCUUCUUCCCAGACCUGCUGUGCGUGUGCGCACCAUCGACACCGGCGGUGCGGGACCAGUGAGCGGGCUGCUUGAGGCCGUUCGCAUGGUGAAGGACGAGCGCUGCCAAGCCGUCGCAGUCGUUGCAGGCGACGCCGUGUCCUCCCUGAACACGGAAGAGUUCCUCCGGCGGGCGGAUCAGGGAUGCCGCGAUCCGACCGGGACGCUGCCAUCUCCCUGCAUACCGCACGGCUACGACCAAUACGCCAGGUGGCAAAUUGCACGGGGCAGCGUCACGCGCGAACAGCUGGCAAUGGUCUCAGUGCUGAUGUCGAGGCAAGCUGCACGUCAUCCCUUGGCCUUGACGCGGAUGCCGCGAACCCUGGAGGAGGUCCUCAACUCCAGGAAGAUCGCCCCGGCGACGAACCUUUUAGAAUGUGCCAGGCGAGCCGAUGGCGGCGCUGCCAUCAUCGUCGCCAACAGUGCCUUCAUGGACGAACACUUGGGUCACGACGCAGUAAGCAGCCCGGAUGGCGUGGUCGGAGAAAGACUUGGCCCGAUGGGUGCAACAGGCGGCAUCGUGGUCCUGGGUGGCGGAGAAGCUUCUGGACCGCUUUUCCCGCCGCCUCAAAUCGACGACCGGGUUUUCAGCUGCGAGGCUGCUGCGAGGGCGGCUUUUUCCGAG